CGAGAAGGCUGCCCAGGGCCCAGCCCACGUGCUGGCCUGUUAUCCUGCUAAUUGGAUCAACACAAAAUCGUCCGGGCCCAUCGCCGCCGUUUAGGCCCAUAAUUAAAUGAAUACAAUCUGGAGACGGCGGUUAACUGUAAAAGAAACACCGAUUCUCCUCUUCACCUUCUCUCUUUCUCGCCCUUUCGCGUCUCCGAUCGACGAUGACGGCGGCCGCCCAGCACCACCACAACAACCAAGCGCCGUCCUCCUCCAAACCACCUCGCAGCUCAAUUAACUCCACAUCCACCGCCGGAGCUCCUUCACAGAGCCUCAAUUCGAACAACCCUAGCUCCUCCGCCGCCGCCGCGGCGGAGACGGCGCCGAUCGCUCUCCACGACAGGAACCACCCGUUCUCGCGCGCGACGCACCUCACCCGCCACGAAUUGCUGAAGCGGAGGUCGCACCUACUGAAGCAGCUGUCGCGAUGCUACCGCGACCACUACUGGGCGCUAAUGGAGGAGCUCAAGGGGCAGUACCGGGAGUACUACUGGAAGUACGGGGUCAGCCCUUUUAAAGAGGAGCAGCAGCAGGUAGGGUUAGAGGAUGGAGGGGAGGGAGAUAGGGAGAGGGAAGGAGGUAAUUUCAGCUCUGUGGAGGCGAUGGAUGAGAGCAAUCAUGGAGGCAAUUUGCCGAUUGUGGCGGCGGCGGCGGCUUGUGGUGGUAAUAAUAGCAAUGGGAAUUUGAGUAGCAAGGGGGAAAUUGAGAUGAAGAAUUGUCUGAGCAGUAGGUGUAAGUCUCCCGGGUGUAGAUUGAAGGCGAUGGCUUUGACGGCCUAUUGCCACCUUCAUAUACUUUGUGAUACCAAGCAGAAGCUCUACAAGGCCUGCACGUUCGUCAUCAAGAGUGCUCAAGCUGGACCAAUUACCUGUGGGAAGCCUAUACUGAGAUCAACAGUUCCUGCGCUGUGUACCGUCCACUUCCAGAAGGCUCAGCAGCACAUGACUCGUGCGUUGAAGAAAGCCGGCCUCAACGUUUCUUCAUCAAGUAAACUCGCUCCCAAGUUCCACGUCAUAGUCGCUGAAUACGUACGCCAAAUUCAAGCCAAAAGAAGGGCUGCAAAAAAGGCGAACCUCAUCAAAGAUGCUGUCCCCAGUAAGGAAGUUAAGACCGAAGUUGGCAGUUGCUCGGUGGUGAAAUCCUAAAAGGAACAUAAAACUCAGAACCCGCAUGAUCAUGCAUACACUAACAGGCCAGACAGUACUUGAUCAUCUCAUUCCCGACAUCUGCAAAAUGGAGUGCGAGCAGAGUAUGUCCUCAAAUCCUUCCCAGUCUGUUGCAGGCCAUCUUCAUGGAAACCCUUGUUCUGUAUCAGGAGACUUUGGUAGUCUAUUGAUCUUGGUUGUAUCUUGCACUCGUAGAAUAGAAGACUCUUUUUGUACAGAAACCUGAAACUUGAAAAGAUCUCUUGAAUAUGGAUAUGGUGAUAGUUGCCUCAUUUACUGACAUGCAUUUAUCUCAGUAAAACUAUGAAACCCUUUGGCAAGGAUAAUCUGAUUUCAGUUGUCAAGGAACUGUAAAUUUCACCACAUUGGAUCCUCUCUGUCCCAUUUCUCACUUGGAAUGGCUCUCCCACCAUAUAUUCUUCACAGCUAGCUAAUCUUCACUUGAAAGUUGAGGCAAAUGAAGAUAAAGCAUAGAUUUAGGGCACUUGAAAGGGGGAUAUGAUACGAUCUAUUAUUUUAUUAUAAAUUCAAAGCACAAAAGAGCCAAUAUUCUCAGACACAGUACACUGAAAUUUCUCUUACUUGAACAUUCUAGCUCCAGUUUCUAUUCUCUGGGGUCUUCAUAUCCUCGAUCAUGUUAAUUAACCAAAAUAACUGAUAAUUAGUAACGAGAAAGAUGCAUUUAGUACCUAGCAAAUUUGCUCUGAUCGAUUUUCAUUCGGUGCGAUUGUCAAGCUCUUUGAGUCAAGUAUCUCGAGUUAGGAUGGUUAAUCCAAACAUACCAUUGUCAUGGAUGAGAAUGUGUCGUGAACAAUCGAGUAUGUCGAGAGAGAAAACUAAGUAUAAAUCUUGAGACCAGAGUGUAUGCUCGAUCGAUGAAGUAAAUAUCUCUCACGAGGAGAAUUCACCAUUUGAUCGAGCAAUUAUUACGCAUAAAUGCACAAGCCUCCAUCUCGUAGAAAGAAAGAAAAUUGUUGGAAGCUCAAGUGAGAUUUAACUAAUCGAGAGAGACAUCAAUCUUACACAUGUUUGAUGUAUAUGAAGGUUUUGUCUUUCAUUCACUCACUUUUUUAGGUGCAUGUUAUACUUCUGUCUCAUAAUGGCAAUAUGAGCAGGGAAUUCAAAUCAAAACGAUAUCGAUAGUCACUUACGACAUAAUGGACAAAAAAACACAUGAAUUUGCACAAAAUAUAUCAAAGAUAAUUACUUUGAUUGACAGGAUUUAGAGUUUAGGGAUUUGGGGUUAGGGUUUACAAUUUGAGAUUUACUGUUAGAAUUUCAAAUUUUAAGGUUUAAGGCUUAGGAUAAUGCAUUAAUUAGUUGCGAUCCUACGUUAUAUCAUCAUAGUAAACUAGUAUUACCAAUCAAAAUCCAAUAUUCGAUACCUUAAGGAAAAUGUUAGAGUUCAUUGCACAGUACACACUCAUUUUUGUGAGUACACCGUAGCACCCAAUUCAAAUCCGUUAUCAUGUCAAGUUAAACCAAUCAUUAUGCUGUAACCCUAAUAGUAACUAGUAAAAAUAGCUACUACAAGAAAAGAUUGAACCCAUCUACACACAACAGAGAAUCUGAUUCUCCCUCCAGAAGCUAAACCCUACAUUAUCUCUUUUAAUUAUUCUCAAAACACGUUAUUUCACACAUGCACUAACCUAAUCAAUUAAUUAAUUACUG
Messenger RNA from Linum trigynum, 2876 nucleotides. The record is from the annotation of a GenBank genome assembly. Lineage: Eukaryota; Viridiplantae; Streptophyta; Magnoliopsida; Malpighiales; Linaceae.